CUCAGACUUCCCGAGGUAGGCACGGCUGGACUUGUAAGUCUUGAAAAAGCCGGUAAUCUAAACUGGCCACAGCUCAUGUUAGAUAGGUUGGAAAUAUGGUUUAUGGCGCUGUACUCACCGUACAGAUUUCUGUGGCAGUAUGCUAAUACAAUGUAGUGCAUCAACUCUUCGUGUACAACAGUCUACUUUACACAGUUUAAACUGUCCAAGAAACUUUCUAAGGUUCUAAAUUUUGUGGUCUUCACUGAUUACUGAAGGUCAGCAAUUUCUGUAAAUUAAGACAUGAGGCCAAGUUCUAGGCUGAAUUUAGUACAGUAUCUCCCAACAAUUGAUGAAGCCCAUGAAGACAUGCUACACAACACUAAUAGAGAAAUCCCUAAUAUGAAUGGCAAUAAUUCUGAUUCUGUAUCAAUCGAUGACUAUCUGCACUCUGUCAGUCAGCUGGCAAAGCCAACAUUUCAUGCACCACAGGAUAACACAUGUGAAAUUAGAAAAAUGAGCAAACCCAAAUUUCUCCAACAAAGAUCACACUCACAAGCCAAACCUGCCUCCACUAAAAUUUUUUUGAAGGAUGCUAAACAUUCCUGUCCUGCUGGUGUAAUGUCCUUGGAUGAUGCCAUCAUCACAUUUGAAAAGAAUAAGAUAAAUUCUUCCCACGUCAAAUCUGACCCAUUGGAAGAACUAUAUGGGCAGAAAGAUAUCAAGGAAGGACCACUUCCAAAUAUCUCUAAAGGAAAUCAUCCCUGUCAGUUUCACAACAGGCCCUUUGAUAAAGCAGUGUUACAACAAAAGUUAAAUACCAACUUAAACAUUAAAAACUUAAUAAAAGAACAAUCUGAAUCAAAGAAAUCUUUUGUCCCUCAAACUUCUUCCCCAGGAGCCUUACAGAAAGAAAGGAGCUACGCUGAAUUACGUUUACAGAAUUCAGACUCAAGACAACACAACAUUAACCUAAGUAUAGAGACGACAAGAAUCUCAAACGCCAAAAUGAAUUUUAUAAGUCGUAACAAGGUCCGGCCUCAGUCAUCCAAGGGAAUUAUUCUAAAAUAUAAAGUAGAGAGGAUGCCUAGACAGCUACAAGCACCAUCAGCUUUGUCACUUGAAAUCACAUGGCUGGAGCCUGUGGAGCAUUUCAAAGGUACCCUAAAAACCUUGACAGACUCCCAGACCUCGCAAGAAAAUAAUGUAACAGUUACACAGAUCUCGAUGAGCAGUGGAGUGUCUCACCGCAGAAGUACUUGGAAAGAUGGCCAAAAGAGAGUCUGCUUACUUCCUGCUGUUGCUGAAAUCUGAAUAGAAAAACUGUACUUUUGCAAAAAUGUUAAUUUUCAAACCUUGCCAAAUUUUUCAAUGUUGCUUGUGUUCCUACAACAGCUAUUACUGUACAAGUUUCCUAUCUGUUGGAUGAAUUGGGAUAAUCUUGCAUAAUGUUACACAUUGAAGCUUGUCUUUCAUCAAUAGUUCCUUAAAAUUUUUCAGUAAUUUUUAAUAUGAAGCAACACAAUUACUCAAACUUAACUCUUCUAUGUUAAGUAGCUUGGGAUCCCGUAA
This is a messenger RNA of Rhincodon typus (whale shark), 1551 nucleotides long. RefSeq lists its product as uncharacterized. Gene Ontology annotation, cellular component: mitochondrion. Gene Ontology annotation, biological process: regulation of autophagy. The transcript is spliced from 3 exons. The record is from RefSeq and is a predicted model, not a curated record. Lineage: Eukaryota; Metazoa; Chordata; Chondrichthyes; Orectolobiformes; Rhincodontidae. Bases 283 to 1293 code for a protein of 336 amino acids.